Messenger RNA from Oncorhynchus masou masou (cherry salmon), 1867 nucleotides. RefSeq names its product kazrin-like. The record is from RefSeq and is a predicted model, not a curated record. NCBI's taxonomy places the organism in Eukaryota, Metazoa, Chordata, Actinopteri, Salmoniformes, Salmonidae. The transcript has 8 exons. The coding region runs from base 467 to 1750 and encodes 427 amino acids.
UUAAAAGGGUGCAUGUCAUCUCUCUAUGCGCUGGGUCCUCUCGCAGAGCAGCUGCUCACAGCACAUUCUCCUCGGCAGGAACACUUACUUUCCCUAAACCGCCUGCUGUGUUUGAUCUUUCUCUCUCUCCGUCUCUCUUUCUCUCUCUGUCGCACUCCCUUUCUUUCUUUGGCAAAACAUUCAUAGUCAUACACAGAAACAGUCUACUGGUUGGGGACAGGAGGAUACUGACUGUGUGCAGUAACAGGUAGACACAGCAUCUCUCUCCUGGCUGAACGGAGGGGAGAGAAGAGGAACUGGCUGCUGGCAUCUUUAUGUGUGAAGUAAACUGUGAGGGAAGAGGAAGAGGAGGAGGACAAAAAGGAGAAGAAGAGGGGGAGAGGGUCUCAGUCUCUUCAUCCCCCAAUGCUCCACUUGACACCAUGCUGCUCUGUGUGGGUUUGGUCCUCAGGGGAAAAUCCUUAAAAUGAUGGAAGACAACAAGCAGCUGGCUCAGAGGAUCGAUGGGGCCAUCCAGUCUGCCAGUCAGGAGGUGACCAACCUGCGCUCAGAGCUGUCGGCCACCAGCCGUAGACUGGCAGAGCUGGGGGCCAGCAGCCCCCCCUCGCCCCUGGAGAACAACCACCAGCAUCACCAGCACAACCACCAUGACAGCCUCCGCUACCAGGAUCACAGGCAGAAGUCGGUGGUGAGCGAGAUCUGUUACCAGACAGAGAUCUCCAGCCUCAUGGACUUUGGCACCCCAGACUCCUCGCUCGACAAAGUGUUGCUGCGUGAGGAGGUGGCUCAGCUGCAGGAGGAGGUGCACCUGUUGAGGCAGAUGAAGGACAUGUUGAGUAAGGACCUGGAGGAGACCCAGGGCUGCUCCUCUCACCUCCUUUCAGCCACUGAGCUCCGUGUGCAGCUGGGAGACAAGGAGCAGGAGCUGGACCGUGCCAAGGAGGCCUUACAAGCUAUGAAGUCUGACCGUAAGCGUCUGAAGGUGGAGAAGGCCGACUUGGUGAACCAGAUGCAGCAGCUGUACACCACACUGGAGAGCCGGGAGGAGCAGCUCCGAGACUUCAUACGCAACUACGACCAGCACCGUAAGGAGAGUGAGGAUGCUGUGAAGGCCCUGGCUAAGGAGAAGGACCUGCUGGAGAGGGAGAAAUGGGAUCUGAGGAGGCAGACCAAAGAAGCUACAGAGCAGGCCUGCAUCCUGCGUUCUCACAUGGACAUGAAGGAGAACCGCAUCAAAGAGCUCGAGGCUGAGCUCACAAUGGCGAAACAGUCCCUGGCCACGUUGACUAAGGAUGUGCCGAAACGCCACUCCCUGGCCAUGCCCUCAGAGCCGGUGGUGAACGGCAGUCAGGAGUGGGCGAUGCAGGGAGACUUGCCCCUCACCGCUGCCAUCCGCCAGAGCCAACAGACCCUCUACCACGGACACACUGUGGACCGCCAGGCGGUGGUCAGGGUCAGUCCCUGUCACUCCCGCCAGCCCUCCAUCAUCUCGGACGCGUCGGCGGCUGACGGGGAUCGGUCGUCCACCCCAAGCGACAUCAACUCCCCCCGCCACCGGACCCACUCCCUCUGCAAUUCUAUGGAGGACCUGGAGGACCAGAAGCGUAAGACAAAGAAGAAGGAGAAGAUGAGUCUGGGCUCCCUGUCCCGGGUGUUUGCUCGGGGAAAGCAGCGCAAGUCAAUGGACCCGGGCCUGUUUGAUGGUACAUCCACCCCUGAUUAUUACAUAGAGGAGGAUGCCGACUGGUGAUGGUGUAUGUGGAUUUCUGUGUGGGUCUGGUUGUGUGCAUGCAGGUGUGUUUGUGAGUGUGUGUGUGUGUGUGUGUGUGCGUGCGCGCGCGUGCAUCCAUGUGUGUCUGUCUGUCUG